Rhodotorula graminis WP1 is the source of this 4737-nucleotide messenger RNA. RefSeq lists its product as uncharacterized. Gene Ontology annotation, cellular component: intracellular anatomical structure. Bases 1 to 4665 code for a protein of 1554 amino acids. The record is from RefSeq and is a predicted model, not a curated record. The transcript has 11 exons. Gene Ontology annotation, molecular function: RNA binding; ATP binding. NCBI's taxonomy places the organism in Eukaryota, Fungi, Basidiomycota, Microbotryomycetes, Sporidiobolales, Sporidiobolaceae.
AUGCCCCCGAAGAAGUCGGCCGCCAAGAAGAAGAAGGCCGCGGGCGCCGCUCGCGGGUUCGCGACCACGUCGGUCCCCAAGCGCAAGGACCCCGAGGAGGACGAGGCCGCCGCCGCUGCCGCAGCUCAAGCGGGCGGCGCCGUGACGGUCGACGGCGACGCGGGCGCGGCGACGGCGGCCAACGGCGUCGAGGCGGGUUCGGCGGCGAAUGGCGGCGGCGGCGGCGGCGGCGAGAACGGCGAGGCGGCGGGCGAGGAGGCGGCGACGGCGGCGCAGGGCAAGAAGGACGACGCAUGGGACGACCCGGCCGAGGUCGAGCGCAAGGACCUGCAGGACAUGGCCGAGCGCAUCCGCGUCGGCUCGGACAAGGAGAUCUCGCGAGUCGUCAAGGUCCUCGACUACGAGCGGCGCAUCUCCAAGACGAUGCCGGGAUACCUGUGGCAAGAACAAGACCUCAAACGUCGCGUCCUCGAGCUCGCCCUGGCCGACGACAAGGAGGAGGGCCCGCAACCCGUCUACGAGCCCGAGGACAAGGUCGUCGCCAAGGUCGCCACGCUGUACGGCAUCCUCGAGCAGCUCGGCCUCAAGACGGAGCGCGUCGAGCAGUGCAUCCGCGAGGCCAAGACGCUCGAGCUCGACGACUGCCUCGACUGGCUGUUCCUCCACGCCGACAUCGACGAGCUCGCGUGCGAGGGUCCGCUCGCGCCGCCCGAGCCCAUCCCCGAGAGCGCCCCGCCGACGCCUCGUCCGGGCAACUCGCCCAAGGGCGGCAGCUCGGCGCGCCAUGCCGCGACGGCCAAGUCGACGCCGGCGUCGCCCGCACCCGCCGCGUCGUCGGCCGCCGACGAGUCGUCCGAGGCCGUGUCGCUCCGGGCCCGCAUCCUCGCGUACGGCGACGAGCUCGACCGCGCGCUUGAGUCGACGACGGCCGCGUCCGACGCCGGCAGCGGCGACGGCACCGACCUGCCCGACGCCAUCGUCAAGUACGCCAAGCUCAAGGUCCAGCUGUCCGAGAUCCAGCGCGCGCUCCAGGCCCACAAGCGCAUCACCAAGGGCAAGGGCGACCGCAAGGGCGCGCAGCCGCUGUCCGAGGAGCAGGAGGUGUGGAUGGAGGCCCAGAGCGAGCUCCUCAAGGACAAGAUCAAGGGCAUCGAGGGCGACUACACCUUCCGCAAGGUCGACGCCGAGAAACUCUACCGCGAGGAGCGCACCAAGCUCGACGCCGCCCAGCUCUCGGCCCGCCUGAGCGGCACGACCCUCGAGAGCUCGUUCCCGGGCCUCCCGGCCGCCUCGUCCACUUCCACCACGACCUCCUCGACGGCGUCCGACGGUCUCGCCCCGAGCGCCGACAUCGGCGCGUCCACGUCGUCGUCCUCGACCGCCGAGACGCCCGCCACGACCGCCAACGGCACGUCGACCUCGUCGCCGCCCUCGCCCGCCAAGGCGUCAACCGCCGGCGGCGACGACGGCAGCACCGAGGGCGACGGCGGCGACUUCUUCGGCAACCUGCUCGACGAGAUGCCGUCCGAGGAGACGACCGAGUCGGGCACGACGGUGCCCGUGCGCAACAUGGCGCUGCCCAAGCACUUUUCGGGCAAGACGCCCAAGGCGUCGCUCGAGGAGACGGUGCGCAAGCUCGACAAGCUCGCGACCGUCAUCUUCUCGGUCCUGAGCCGCAGCCGCGCCGUCCGGGCCGGCGUCACGAUCCGGUGGAGCGAGAACGGCGGCCGCACCCAGACGUUCUCCAUGGACGACGUCGCGUGCUGGGACCAGCGCCAGGCGUACGACUAUGUCGCGACCGUCGCCCUGUUCGCCGUCGCGUCGAGCGAGAAGGGGAGCGGCAUGGCCGUCAACAAGGCGCUCCCGACCGUGUUCCGCGACCUGUGGGACGAGCUCGUCGCCAAGCGCAAGGCCGAGGACGAGGACGAGUACCGCGUCAAGCUCAAGCUGUACCGCUCGCUCGCCGCACCGAGGGUCCAGGAGGCCCCGAGCAAGGACAUCCGCACCGUCAAGACCGAGAAGGCCGUCGUCGAGUCGAACGGCAUCGCGUCGCGCAAGGAGAUCACGCAGGCCGACGCCGAGCGCAUCCAGAUGGACAUCUUUACCCGCCAAGCGUGGAUCUCGUACCAGGACAUGCUUCGAACUCGCGCCAGCUUGCCCAUCGCAGCGUACCGCAGCAGGAUCAUGGACGCGAUCGAGGACAACCAGUGCAUCGUCCUGUGCGGCGAGACCGGCUGCGGCAAGUCGACCCAGGUCCCGUCCUUCAUCCUCGAGCACGACAUGCGCAUGGGCCGCGACGUCAAGAUCUUCUGCACCGAGCCUCGCCGCAUCUCGGCCAUUUCGCUCGCCCAGCGCGUCUCGCAAGAGCUCGGCGAGGCGCCCGGCGCCUGCGGCACGCGCAACUCGUACGUCGGGUACUCGAUCCGCCUCGACUCGCAGGUCUCGGCGACGACGAGGAUCUGCUACGCGACGACGGGCAUCGUCCUGCGCAUGCUCGAGGGUCGCGAGUCGCUCUCGGACGUGACGCACAUCAUCAUCGACGAGGUCCACGAGCGCUCGAUCGACUCGGACUUCCUCCUCAUCGUCCUGCGCGAGAUUCUCGAGGUCCGCAAGGACCUCAAGGUCAUCCUCAUGUCGGCGACGGUCGACGCCGAGAAGAUCUCGGCCUACAUGGGCAACUGCCCCGUCGUGCGCGUCCCCGGGCGCACGUUCCCCGUCACGGCGCACUACCUCGAGGACGUCGUCGAGCUCACGCGGUACCGCCUCGACCCCAACUCGGACAGCAUGUACGUCGCCCGCAACAAGCGCACGUACGGCGGCAAGCGCAAGGGCGCGUACGACGACGUGCCGCCCGACGACGACGACGAGGACGACCUCCCGACGACCGCCAACGGCGCCGAGGCCCUGUCGGCGCCGCUCUCGAAGCAGAGCCGCAUCACGCUCGACUGCAUGGACCAGCACGCCAUCAACUUCGACAUCAUCAUGCUCCUCCUCGAAAACCUGUGCUUCUACAAGCCGGACCUCGUCCCCUUCUCGAGCGCCAUCCUCGUCUUCAUGCCGUCGCUCGAGUCGAUCCGCCGCCUCACCGACAUGCUCGAGGCGCACCACGCGUUCGGCUCGAGCCAGUUCGUCAUCCUCCCCCUCCACUCGACCAUCUCGAACGAGAACCAGUCGCUCGUCUUCAACGUCCCUCGCCCGGGCGUGCGCAAGAUCGUCGUGUCGACCAACAUCGCCGAGACCGGUGUCACGAUCCCCGACAUCACGGCCGUCAUCGACACGGGCAAGCACCGCGAGAUGCGCUUCGACGAGAAGCGCCAGAUCAGCCGCCUCGUCGAGACGUUCGUCGCCCAGUCGAACGCGGCGCAGCGACGCGGACGCGCCGGCCGCGUUCGCGAGGGCGUCGCCUUCCACCUCUUCACCAAGCACCGUCACGACCACUACAUGGCCGAGCACCCUCAGCCCGAGAUGAUGCGCCUGUCGCUGCAGGACCUCGCCCUGCGCAUCAAGAUCAUGAAGAUCGGCAGCACGAGCAUCGAGGAGACGCUCCUGCGCGCGCUCGACCCGCCGACGCCGGCCAACAUCCAGCGCGCCAUCGGCGCCCUCAUCGAGGUCAAGGCGCUCACGACCACCGAGGAGAUCACGGCGCUCGGCCGGCACCUCGCCAAGCUCCCGAUGGACGUCCACCUCGGCCUGUUCCUCAUCAUGUCGACCAUCUUUGGCUGCCUCGACGCCGCCCUCACGAUCACGGCCGCCCUCAACUCCAAGUCGCCGUGGGUCACGCCGUUCGGCCGCGAGAACGAGGCCGACACGGUCAAGCGCGGCUUCAAGGUCGAGAACAGCGACUUCCUCACGCUGUACAACGCCUACUGCUGUUGGCGCGAGGCGUGCAGCAACAACUACGAGCGCGAGUUCUGCCGCAAGAGCUUCCUGUCGCUCCAGAACCUGCAGCAGAUCGAGGAGCUGCGGCAGCAGUUCUUCUCGUUCCUCGUCGACGCCGGCUUCGUCAACAUCUCGAACAGCGAGCGUCGCGAGCUCGUGUCGACCCGGUACGGCAAAUCGCGCACCAAGUUCGUGCGCGUGCCCGCCGAGCUCGACGUCGCGUCGCGCGACCCUCGCACCGUCAUGGCCUGCCUCGCCGCGUCGAUGUACCCCAAGCUCCUCCUCAUCGACCCGCAGAACGGCUCGCUGCGCACGCUCGCCAACUCGGCGCCGGCGGCCGUCCACCCGUCGAGCGUCAACUUUGCGCCCGGCCGUCGCGUCGACUUUGGCCAGGGCGUCCGGUUCGCCGCCUUUUUCCAGGCCAUGCACACCAAGCGCCUGUACGUCUGGGAGAGCGGCGCCGUCGACGAGCGCGCCGUGUACCUCCUGUGCGGCAACGCCGACUUCCAGCUCCCUGCCCACUCGAUCUCGAUCGACCGCAAGAUCCGCACGCGCCUCGAGGACCCCAAGUCGGCCGUCGCCAUCAAGCUCCUGCGCGAAAAGUGGCGCGAGCUGUUCACGCGCAAGAUGCGCGACCCGGCGGCGCCGCUCGACCCCAAGCUCGCGCCGUGGCUCGCGCUCGUCGUCGAGGCGUUCAGGAGCCCCAAGCGCGACGACGACGACGAGAAGAAGGGGCGCAAGGCCGAGAAGGCCCAGGUCAAGCUGUCCUUGACGAGGAACGGCUGAGGAGGGAGGACGAGUUCACCCGGCGAGAGGUAGACGACGCCGAGUGUGCAUGUAACGACACAAUUUCUCGCA